Molecule: messenger RNA, 732 nt
Organism: Cariama cristata (Red-legged seriema)
Lineage: Eukaryota; Metazoa; Chordata; Aves; Cariamiformes; Cariamidae
Product: FAS-associated factor 1-like
Exons: 8
Cellular component (GO): endoplasmic reticulum; nucleus
Molecular function (GO): ubiquitin binding; NF-kappaB binding
Source: RefSeq, a predicted model, not a curated record
AUGGACCGAGAAAUGAUAUUGGCUGAUUUCCAGGCAUGUACUGGUAUUGAAAAUAUUGAUGAAGCUAUAACAUUGCUUGAACAAAAUAACUGGGAUUUAGUGGCAGCUAUAAAUGGUGUAAUACCACAAGAAAAUGGCAUUCUACAAAGUGAGUAUGGUGGAGAGACUUUACAUGGACCAGCUUAUGGCCCUGCAGGUCAUUCUACAGCAGCUUCUUCAACUCCUUCCUCAUCCUCAGCAUUUCGCCAUGUAGUGCCAUCUAGACAAAUAGUGGAAAGACAACCUCGAAUGCUUGACUUCAGGGUUGAGUACAGAGACAGAAAUGUGGAUGUAGUACUUGAAGACAGCUCCACAGUUGGAGAUAUCAAACAUAUUCUAGAAAAUGAACUUCAGAUCCCUGCAUCUAAAAUGCUGUUAAAAGGGUGGAAGACUGGAGAUGUAGAUGAUAGUACUGUUUUAAAAACUCUACACUUGCCAAAAAAUAAUAGUCUUUAUGUUCUAACACCUGACCUGCCUCCUCCUUCUUCAAGUCAUUCUGGGGCCCUGCAGGAGUCAUUAAAUCAAAACUUCAUGCUGAUCGUCACCCAUCGAGAAGUCCAGCGGGAGUACAACCUCAACUUCUCAGGAAGCAGUACCAUUCAGGAGGUAAAGCGGAAUGUGUAUGACCUAACUAGUAUCCCUGUCCGUCACCAGUUAUGGGAAGGCUGGCCUCCUUCUGCCACAGAUGACUCA